Messenger RNA from Nicotiana attenuata, 582 nucleotides. RefSeq lists its product as uncharacterized. Lineage: Eukaryota; Viridiplantae; Streptophyta; Magnoliopsida; Solanales; Solanaceae. The coding region runs from base 1 to 582 and encodes 193 amino acids. The transcript is spliced from 2 exons. The record is from RefSeq and is a predicted model, not a curated record. Gene Ontology annotation, molecular function: zinc ion binding.
AUGGAUGAAUUUAAUGAAAGGAUGUCGAAGAUUGAAGAGAUAGACCCUCAUGUUAAAUCAUACCUCUAUGAUAUUGGCUAUCAUAGAUGGUCAAGAGUACAUGCAACGGUGAAUAGAACUUGGACUAUGACAUCAAACAUCGCAGAGUCGUUGAAUGCUGUAACAAAAUAUGCAAGAGAGCUGCCUAUAUUUGACCUAUUAGAGUAUAUGAGGACACUUCUUGAACGUAGGACGAAAGAGAAGUUGUUGAAGGCAAAGGGUACUUUCAUAUACCUUGGGUACAAAUUCAACAAAGAAUUGGAGAAAAACAGUACAUUAUCUCAGAAACUUAGGGUGAGGGCUUCAACAGAUCUUAUCUAUACUGUGAUAGAUGGUGUGAAGCGGUACAUUGUGUGUCUUGAAAACAAGAAAUGUACUUGUGGCCAGUUCCAACUUGAUGAACUUCCAUGUGUGUAUGCUUUGGCAGCUUUAAGGGACAGGAAUGAAGGAUAUGAAAAUUAUUGCUCGCCGUAUUACACAAGGGAGAGCCUACUCCGUACAUAUGAAAUACCAGUAAAUCCCCUUCCUGAUGAAAGCAAAUAG